Messenger RNA from Sebastes umbrosus (honeycomb rockfish), 1072 nucleotides. RefSeq lists its product as uncharacterized. The transcript is spliced from 2 exons. Gene Ontology annotation, biological process: negative regulation of signal transduction. Gene Ontology annotation, cellular component: cytoplasm. NCBI's taxonomy places the organism in Eukaryota, Metazoa, Chordata, Actinopteri, Perciformes, Sebastidae. Bases 97 to 729 code for a protein of 210 amino acids. The record is from RefSeq and is a predicted model, not a curated record.
CCGCAGCAGCUCAACUCAACACAGUCACAACUACAUGGAGAAAACACAGACGAACCGAUCGGAGGAGAAACCGGAGCUUCACAAACAGGAAUCAGGAUGGUGUAUACGGCGGCUCUGCUCUGCGGACACGGAGAGUCCGUCCAGUCGGAGGAACACAGCGUUGUAGAGAUGAUAGGGAGGUAUUUCCUCCAGCUCACCACACCGGGAACACCGGGAACACCGGGCAGCUCAGGCCGGCGGGGGAGCGUCGAGAGCUGCGACGAGAGAGACAACAACUCGCCUGUUGCCAACAUGGACCCUGGUUUGGAGCAUGAAGAGCGUCUCCUGCAGCAGGGUGUGACCCGGCAGAUAGAGCGCUGUCUGACAGAGGCUAAAGCUUCCACCCUCCACUGCCAGAUGUUGCUGCUGCCUCGCCAGAUGACCGCCAGGGUCGGCCAGGACGUGGCGCGCUCCUCUGCUGAUGAGCCCUGCGGGCUCCGGGGCGCCUCCAUCGCAGUCUACGUUGAGGGCAAAGACGGCCUGAAGUCUGUGGGGAGCAUCCUCGUCGACCCAAGUGUCACCCCAACAUUUGAACUGUCUGUGAUCUUCAAGGCGGACAAGGAGGACGGCUGGCCGCCGCUCAAGCACAUCUUUGAUACCAACAAAGUGUUGAAGCUGAAACCAGAGUACAGGCUGGUGAAGAGGAAGCUCUACUCCUCAGCCAGCCCUGUCAUUCAUGAUUUCAUUUAGGGGGCAAGUUAAGAAUGAAAACCCCGUUUCACUGUUUACCUCUUUUUUUGUGUGAAUGUUAUUCUCAAUUUUUGAGAAGAAAAUGCGGGAGUUUGGCUGUGUUAUAUUUGAGCUCUUAAGGAAGUGGAUUGUUCUUUGUUCAUGUAUGAAUGUCUAACCUAGAGCAGGAGGUCAAACUGCUUGUUCUAAAUGGAUACAGUAUUUUUGCACAGACUGGUUGAAUGUUAAAACGUGUACACUGAAAACAUAAAAACUUGCUUCCAGGACUGGGCUGGUCUCACUCCUGAAGUGUUUUGUACUUCUGUUAUUUAUGCAAUUGUUAAAUAAAUUUUUCACACUACAA